Molecule: messenger RNA, 1464 nt
Organism: Rosa chinensis
Lineage: Eukaryota; Viridiplantae; Streptophyta; Magnoliopsida; Rosales; Rosaceae
Product: stemmadenine O-acetyltransferase
Exons: 2
Coding region: 1-1383 (460 amino acids)
Source: RefSeq, a predicted model, not a curated record
AUGGAGAAAAUUGAGGUCAGUAUCAUUUCCAGAGACACCAUCAAACCAUCAGCUGCUUCCUCUUCACUACUUCACCCUCACAAGCUUUCCAUCAUCGAUCAAAUCACUCCCACAAUGUAUGUCCCGGUUAUAUUCUUCUACCCCAUUACUGAUCCCGUCUUCAAUCUUCCUCGAACCUUAACCGACUUAAAAAACACUCUUUCCCAGACUCUCACUUUGUACUAUCCACUAUCCGGGAGGGUCAAAAACAACUUAUACAUUGAUGAUUUUGAAGCGGGUGUCCCCUACCUUGAGGUCAGAGUAAAUUGUAACAUGAUUGAUUUUCUAAAGCUUCCAAAAACCGAGUGGCUAAAUGAGUUUGUUCCAAUCCAACCAUAUCGCAAGGAAACAAUAUCUGAGCUUCUCCCCUUGCUUGGAGUUCAAGUCAACAUCUUCGACUACGGAAUAGCAAUUGGUGUCUCCCUUUGUCACAAGCUCAUCGAUGGCGAAACAGCAAACUGUUUUCUCAAGUCCUGGGUUGCUGCUUUUCGUGGGUGUCGUGACAAAAUCAUUCAUCCGAAUCUCUCUCAAGCAGCAGUACUUUUCCCACCGAGAGAUGACUUGCCUGAAAAGUAUGUAGCUCUGAUGGAAAGGUGGUGCUUUUGCGAAAGAAAUGUUGUUACAAGGAGAUUUGUAUUUAAUGCGAAAGCCAUAUCUGCGCUUCAAGAUGAAGGGAAGAGCGAGUACGUGCCCGAGCCAUCACGUGUUCAGGCCCUCACUGGUUUUCUCUGGAAACAUCAACUCGCUGCUUCUCGGGCAUUAUCAUCAGGUACUUCAACAAGAUUUUCUUUAGCACUCCAAGCGGUGAACUUAAGGUCACGACUGAACAUGAAAACGACGUUGGACAAUGCCAUUGGAAAUAUCUUUUUGUGGGCUCCGUCAUUCCUAGAGCUAAAUUAUACAACACCAGAGAGUAGUGAUCAUAAGUUGUGUGACUUGGUUAACUUGCUCAAAGAAUCUGUCAAAGAAUAUAACAGUGAUUACUUGGAGACUUUAAAGGGUGAAAAGGGAUACGGAGGCAUGUGUGAUUGGCUAGAUUUGAUGGAAGAGGGGAGUUCUAUAGAACCAGCACUAGAGAUUUAUUCAUUCUCGAGCUGGACUAGAAUGUUUGACCAAAUUGAUUUUGGAUGGGGGAAGCCAUUUUGGAUUGGAGUCACGGGGAAAGUUCAAACUACAUAUACCAAUUCCACAGUAUUAGUUGAAACACAAUGCGACAACGGAAUUGAAGCGUGGGUGACUCUAGAUCAAAAGCGAAUGGCUAUGCUAGAACAAGAUCCCCAGUUUUUGGCAUUUGCAUCUCCAACCCCCGGGAUUUCAAUGGCCUCUUCCGUAGGUAUUGAUUAAGAAAGAUUAUAUAUGGCUCGUGCAAUGUUUCCAUUUUGUGGUGAAUAAGGCUUAAAUUAGUUCACCAGCCAAUCAUUAAAA